AUGGCCGAAGUACAAUCCCCCAUCGCGGCCGUCAAGGUCGAGGCCCUGGUGGUGAUGAAAAUCAUCAAGCACUGCAACCAGACCUUCCCGACCACCGCGACCGGCGCACUCGUCGGUAUGGACAUUGAGGGCACCCUCGAGAUCACCAACUCUUUCCCCUUCCCCGUGGUCGAGCUGCCCACCGAGUCGCACUUCGAUAACGCCGCCCCGAACCCCGCUGCCUCUGCUCCCCGCGUCAAGGCCAACGCCGCCUACCAAGCAGAGAUGAUCCGCAUGGUGCGCGAGGUCAACGUCGACGCUAACAGCGUCGGCUGGUACACCAGCGCCAACAUGGGCAACUUCGUCAACAUGAACGUGAUCGAGAACCAGUUUUUCUACCAGAAGGAAUUGAACGAGCGGACAGUCGCCCUUGUCCACGACGUUAGCCGCAGUGCCCAGGGCAGCCUCAGCCUGCGCGCUUUCCGCCUCUCCGCCAAAUUCGUCGAGGCUUUCAAGGAGAACAAGUUCAACUCCGAGGAGUACGUACCACAGACUCACGAAAAGACUCGUGAAACGGCCGAGUCGACCAAACUUCUCGCGAGUGAAAACGACUCAAAACAGCUAACACAUCAUUCUAGUCUCCAAAAGUCCACCCUCCGCUACCAAGACAUCUUUGACGAGCUCCCCGUCGAGAUCCACAACUCGCACCUGAUCACCUCCUUCAUCCACCAGCUGCAGACCCCCUCCGCCGCCCCGACCGACCUUCCCCCCUCGCUCGCCGCCCUCGAGGCCAGCCCUUACUCCAAAUCCUCCAUCCUCACCCCCAACUUCGACAACCUGGCGCUCAACAUCGAUCCCUACCUCGAGAAGAACUGCGACCUCCUCCUGGACAGCAUCGAGGCCCACAACACCGAGACCAACAACUACCAGUACUACCAGCGUGUGCUCGGCCGUGAGCAGCAGAAGAUCAACAACUGGAAGCAGAAGCGCACCCAAGAGAACGCCACCCGCGCCGCCCUCAAGCAGCCCCUCCUCCCCGAGGAUGAGUGGCAGCGCCUCUUCAAGCUCCCCGCCGAGCCCAGCCGCCUGGAGAGCAUGCUCAACACCCGCCAGGUGGAGCAGUUCUCUCGCCAGGUCGACGCUUUCGUCUCGGCCACUACCGGCAAGAUGUUUGCCGCUAAGGGCAACCUGCUGCCCGGUGAGGUUGCGAAAUAA
Messenger RNA from Penicillium waksmanii, 1194 nucleotides. RefSeq names its product putative eukaryotic translation initiation factor 3 subunit EifCh. Gene Ontology annotation, molecular function: translation initiation factor activity; protein binding; metallopeptidase activity. Gene Ontology annotation, cellular component: eukaryotic translation initiation factor 3 complex; eukaryotic 43S preinitiation complex; cytosol. The transcript has 3 exons. NCBI's taxonomy places the organism in Eukaryota, Fungi, Ascomycota, Eurotiomycetes, Eurotiales, Aspergillaceae. Bases 1 to 1194 code for a protein of 397 amino acids. The record is from RefSeq and is a predicted model, not a curated record.